This is a messenger RNA of Colletotrichum spaethianum, 1056 nucleotides long. Its product is annotated as transport protein particle subunit bet3. Gene Ontology annotation, cellular component: Golgi apparatus. Gene Ontology annotation, biological process: protein secretion; Golgi organization. The record is from RefSeq and is a predicted model, not a curated record. The transcript has a single exon. Bases 1 to 1056 code for a protein of 351 amino acids. NCBI's taxonomy places the organism in Eukaryota, Fungi, Ascomycota, Sordariomycetes, Glomerellales, Glomerellaceae.
AUGUGCAUUGUUCUCCUUACCACCACCCACCCCGACUAUGCUCUCAUCGUCGUCGAUAACCGAGACGAGUUCAUACUGCGCCCGACAUCCCGCCCGCACUGGUGGUCCCAUCCGUCCGGUGCCUUGGUCCUCUCCUCCCGGGACCUCCAAAGAGCGGAGAAGGGUACUUGGCUAGGCAUCACCAAAACAGGCCAGCUCGCCGUUCUCACAAAUUAUCGCGAAACCAGCACCCAGGAUGCUGAACAUCCCAUCCACGCCGCUCGCAGCCGCGGCGGCAUGGUCACGGCCUGGCUGGGGUCCGACCCUGCGGAGCCUGCCUCGAAAUCGGUAGACCGCCUCGUCAAGAACGGAGGAGUCAAAGGCGUCGGCGGCUUCUCCAUGGUCGCCGGCAAGCUGAAGCGCAAAUGCGGCAGCGACGAGAAGCCAGGGCGCGCGCUCGAAGGCAUCGCCAUCGUCUCCAACCGGUGCGACGACCUUCAGGACGUGCCCUGGAUCGCGGAGCAGCGUGACGAGGUCUACGGCCUCAGUAACACCGGCUACGACGACCCCAAGCCGUGGCCCAAGGUCGAGAACGGAAAGCGCCUCGUCAAGGAGGCCAUUCAGGAGGCCGUUGCCCAGAAUUUGGACGAGAACGCCCUGGCCGAACGCCUCUUCAAGGUGCUCGAUACAGACACGUUGCCCAAGCAUCCCGACAUGGGCCUGGCGGACUACAUCAAGGAGUUGAAGCAGUCCAUCUUUGUACCUCCCCUGGGGGACGAUAAUCACCGCAAGGCCAUGGAGGACGCUGUUUCGAGGGGGCCGGGCCAGUGGGCUACCGAUGACCAAAAAGCCGCCGAAGGCCUGCAGCUAGGCGAGCGACCAGAUCCGCCGGCGCAGGCUAACAUGGGUUUCGACGUGGGUUUAUAUGGUACGCAGCGGCAGACCAUCAUUAUGGUCGACUGGGACGGUAACGUCGCGUAUCGCGAGAGGGCCCUGUGGGAUGGAAACGGAAAUCCAAUUGAGAGAGGCCAGGGUGACGAGGUGUUCAAGUUCAAGAUUGAGGGGUGGGAGAGCUAA